AUAUAUUCCCCGGAUUGCGUAGUGAUUCCAGAAUGAUCGGGGCUGCGCGUAACUUAUCCUCGGCGGCUAAGGUUAGAAUACGACGGUACCUCUACCCCGUACCACUGCUCAUCCACAUGGACAGGUUCGCUACUCUUGAACCUGUAAAACUUUAUAAUUCAUCUUCUACGUUUAAAGCCUCUUCACGAAACUCCCGCCUUCCUUCUGCCAAAGCCCCGGCGCCGUUCCAGAUCAUUGGUCGCCUGCCAGUCGACAUUCACAUCCUUAUACUCACUUACUUGUCUGUACCUGACCUUUCCGCGUACUCGAGAGCUUCAAAAGCUUUUGCGAAUCUUGCCAAAGAUGAACGCGUCUGGGAAGUACGGUGGAAUCACUUUACUUCCCAUAGCCCCAACCUCCCAACCGUGCUUGAUGACCUCGAGAAUCGUUCCAAAGCUCAGAAUGGUCUCCUCAAGGAGAAUGCACCUCCUACCCUCGCAGUGGAUGCGGAAGAUGACUUCGGUGAAUUCACGUCGGUGAAUGCACCGAAAGAUGAGAUGGGGGACUUCGUGGGCGCGUUCCCUCCUCACGCAGUGCACUCCCCUUUGCCAGACGCAUCAUUUCCCCCAAAGCCUAACUACCGCUCUCAAUAUGUACGAGCACACACUUUGCUUAAACCACUCCUGUCUGCGUUGUCCGGCGCGCCACAUGCUGUAUUGUCUACACUGUUCCCUUCGCCUUCACCUUCCCUCAGUCAUCAAGCACAUACUCUCCGCGUUCUAUCUUCUUUCCUUUCUUUUCGCGUGAAACCCGUCCGAGAAUGGCAGAAUUUGUCUUCCGCUUUACGUGCUGCCAAGGACCGUUUUGACGACGGUCUAAUGACUGCGUUUGACACAAGCGAUAGUAAGAAUGACGAAGCCAAUAUGAAGGAGACUUCUCAGGCAAGUUGGGAUAUUUGGGAUGGACCUCCUGACAGGUGGGAACUUGCUCGAGCAUGGGCAGACAAGCGUGAAAUAUUUUACGACCAGAGCAAAUGGGAUCCAUUAGAGAACUUCACAGAGGAUGGACAACUAGAUUUCGACGCUAUGGAUGCCUUCAUGGGACAUGUAUUGAGGGCUCUUGAGGAGCAUGGCACUCGUGCCGUUAACGUCUUCCCACCAGAAGCUGGUGUUCUGCUCGCAUUCGCUGAGCGCCUGGCACAUGAAGUGAUAGCGGAAUAUAUCGCGUCGCUUCUCGAUCGCGCGAGGGAAAUUUCGAAUGAAAUGUUCCUGAAGGCAGCUGCCGGAAGUUUCAAGGAAGCCUGGCGCUUGGUCGACGCUACCUUCAAGGUUGCUAGCACGCGCAGUGAUGCGGCCAUAACACAAACCCAAGCGGAAGACGUCGUUUAUAGGAUGUUCGAAUCAAAUAUGGACGAAUAUCUUGACGAGGAAGUUGAAUUCAUCAACCAAAGCUUCGAUGCUAUUUGCCGCACGUGGGAAAAGCAGCUAAGUGAACGAGCAACAAUACCCGCACCAACAGCCGAUCAUGCACGGUUUCUUAGCUCCCACAAUCCUGCACAGGUAAAACGAACCGUACUAGCAUCUUUCACCGACGUUUUACUACUACCCGUCACCAUUGUCCCGCGAACCGUCGGCCACGUAGGCAAGGCCGUCAACGCCGCGUUUACUACGGGAAGUUCGGCUGCGGUACAGGGUAUAUCCAUGCUGAACCCACAACGCUGGGGUGCACCUAGCGCUCGAGACGGGUAUAUACAAGACUUUGAGAAGGGAAAUGCGGGAAUGCUAUUCGAAAUCGGUGGAGAUGAAGAUGACGAGGAGGAUAUCCAAGAAAAGGGAGGUACAUCAUCGAGGCCUACGUCAAUGUCUAUGCACUCAACAUCAAACUCCAUAUCCUCAACGCUGGGUGACUCGUCAAGUCAACGGUCCACACGUCAAUCAUCUACAACUUCGACUGGAGUAACGACACCGGCGCCAUCCGCUUCAGCAUCCACCGCCUCGUUCGAUAAAAUGGAACUCUUGCUUUCUCUGGAUAUAGCUCUUGAACUCAUUCAUGCAGACCGUGAAGCUUUGAAACGUGUCGAAACGUUCAUUGGAUAUCCUGGACAUUAUGGACAUCGUGUUCGAGACACAAUUGAGGAAAUCUUUGUGUUGCUUUUGCAAGCACUUGGAGAACGACACAUUCGACCGGGUUUCGAACGGGCGACCGACCAGAUGCGUGCUUAUCAUCCCGAAGAGCAUGAGGAGUCUCAAAGCGUUGCGCCACUUUUGCAGUUCUUCGAACUCGCUCAUGUGGGCGAUACAAUGCAAUCGAUGAUCCAGGUGUAUUUUGACAAGGAAUUGGCGUCACAUAUAGAUCGUACCGACUUCCUCAAUACAGUUGUUCGAGAGAAGAAGCGCUUCGAAGAUAUCCUCGACGAUUGUGUUGCUGCUGGCAUGAACGCUGGUACCGACGCACUUAUGAACCAGGUGGAACACGUCAUCCUGAGGCUAACAAAGCCGCGUGAAUACUAUCCCGCAGAAGAUGCAGCUAUGGAUUUGGGACCUACUCAAGGCUGUCAAGAGGCGAUUAAGUGUCUCGGGAUGCAUUGCCAAUUGCUGAAGGGCAGCACCAGCAAGGAAGUACUCGAAGUGUUCUAUCAAGAAAUUGGCAUCCGACUCAUAGCCAUCCUGCAAAAGCACAUCAAGAGGCAAAUCAUCUCUCUGAAUGGCGGCUUCCAAAUCAUUGCGGACUUGAAUGCGUACUAUACAUUCAUCGCAUCUUUAAAGGUAAGACCCCUCUCACAAUGCCAUGCAGUGUACAUGUUCAAGCCUUUCCAGGUGCCUACAAUUGCGGCUGAGUUCUCCUACCUGAAGAUGUUGGGACACGUAUAUGUCGUCGAAGACGCCAAAGACCUCGCUCAGAUUGUUCGUGAUGUGACCCGCUAUGGAGGAGCAUAUCGACCCGAAGACGUGUACGAGUUCAUUCAGAGACGAUCGGACUGGAAGAAGAUUGAGAAGACCGUGGAUAAGACCAUGUACAAUCUCAGCUUCAAGGAAGAUUGCAUUAUCAGCUGAACCUGUCGUCGACUGAACAUCCUAUCCUUGCGUGAUCGUCACCAUGUCCGUAAAAUUCGGAUGUUCCAUUAACUAACCCCUAACCCUAUUCUCAGUCUACUUAUCAUCAUUGCUCAUAAACUGCGGCCGCGCAGUGUCCUUGGGUGGCCCAUCGAUCUUUCUUUCGUACUUCCACUACAACCAUUCUCAUACCCUUUACUCACUCUUACUAUGCCCACCGAGUUCUCUUUGCGCUUACAGCACGGCAUUACUGGAGGCUUUGCCCCACCCACUCCGAGAGCCAUUCUCACCGUUACAAGAGAUGCAACUAUCAACACUCUCCAAAUCACAUCGGCCGUGCGCCCUGACGGAACUCCUAAGUUACAGGAUGCCGUUCCCAAGAAGCUCACCGUUGAUGACUCCACCGAAGCCCUGGUUGAUGAGCUGCACUCGAUCUUGAAGUCAAUCCCUACCGAGUUCCCUCCUGGCAGCGAAGACAUCUACGGGCUGGAUACAAGCAUCGCGUUUGGAAGUCCCGAUCUCGAGUGGAUGAAUGGUGGACCUCAGGGUUGUGGUGGAGGAGAGAGCCAGGUCCAGGCUAGUGAAGAGGAUAAGACGAAGUUCAAGAGGGCGGUUGAGAUCGUUACCCAGCUCGUUGAGAAAGGACAGUGAAAGAACACUACACAACUUCAUGUCUGGACUAUGUAGAACAGGACACUCAUCGGGCGGAAUGUAUCAUUCACUAAUCCAUGAUAAGCACAAAGGGCUAGCAUUACUUGUUUUAUUACGUUUCAUCAUGAUAUCCUUUCAUGGUUUGCCUAGACAAUGUAUGGCCAGCAUCCUACUGGUCUUGCAGGUGAUAGAGUCAUAGAAAGCGCAUAAGUUGACGAUAUCAUCAUUCUCGGCACUAGCGCCUCUGACCUAGCCAAGUUUGGAAGUCGUAAAGUUGAACUUGAAAGUUGGUAGGUGUUUGUGGACAAAUGGACUGGUUUCCAACAGAAGGAAAUAUUUGACGAGCCAUGCAUGAUCAAGGAAAUACGCAAGUUAUUAUGACCAUAUGGAGGGGACCGGGGAAAUUUGCAGCUGAUUACUUACUUAGAGUCGAGGUGUUAGGU
Molecule: messenger RNA, 4126 nt
Organism: Somion occarium
Lineage: Eukaryota; Fungi; Basidiomycota; Agaricomycetes; Polyporales; Cerrenaceae
Source: the annotation of a GenBank genome assembly